UUCUAUUUAUAAAUUGGUAAUUAUUACAAAGACAUUACAAAUGGAACCGACUGGAAUCAUAACUAAGGCAGGCAUAGCACCACUAAAAGGCCAAGUCUUGAAGCUUACAGGGCUCCCAGGAAUGUCUUUCAUCUGGGCUCUUGCUGCUACAAAAUUUUGAUCUAUAGCUCUUGGAGGCCAUGCCUCCAAGAGCCUCAUGAUGAACUUUGCGAGUCACUUUAUGCCAGAGAAACCUAGCCUGGGUGAAAUAUUCGCUGAACUUGGACAAGUAGACCUUAAUUUGUCACACAAAGAGCAGAAUGCCAUAGGCAUUCCACACUUGGUUUCCAAUUUUGAGGAAAUUGCUGUUCAAGGAAAAGACAAUAUUUUUCCAGGUAGUAAUCUCAGUGAUAUCAAUCGUUAUAAAAUAUUCAUUAAAGGACUCAGGCUUUACUGCAGGACAAAGCAAAAGUUAAUGCUAAAAAAGGUGAGGACAAAGGCCUCCACCAGAAAAACGAAAGCUAUUAAUGACUUUUCAGGUGGAUUCAUGGAAGGAGUAGAGAAUGCUGGAGUAGCAUACCUCAAUUUGACAUUCAUGGAUCAAGAAUUACAGAAUAGCUUGCUGCAAUUAGUUAAUGAGUCAUUUACUGCAAGGACGGCUAUUGACGAAUCAAUCUGCUUUGGUAUGAGAAUAAUGAGCGAAGUUGUGAAGAACGAGGAGUUUAUUUCCAACUCAUCCCAACUAUCCUCUAGAGUAAUCAAGCAUGAGGGAGUGAACCAAGCCAGCAUCGGGUUGUUGAAUGCUUGACUGAGCCAUACCACUACUCAGUACUAUAUGACUUGAUUACUGUCAGAUGCAAUGAUGAAGACCUCCGCGAAGGAUGUCAUGGCAUCCUCCCUCAUAUCUGCAGUGGUUAAAGCGAUCCAUAAGCCUGAAACAGGUGAGAAUUUAGGAAAGAUGAUAUCAAAAACUCUUCAGGACACCAACCUUAUCAAACAAGCUAAGAAAGCUUUGAUUUACUCAAAUAUUGCAAGGACAGGCUCCAGAGCACAGAAAUCUGUCACUCAGAAACUUUCUGAAGUUCCUGAAACUCUUAAGGAAGAAAUAAAGACUUUAAGCCAAGAUCAGGCUGUGCCUGACCCUGUCAGGUCUUAGUCAUCAGAAGCCUUCCCUUGGUUUGCGACUAUUUAUUAUCCCGGUGAAUUUUCA
This is a messenger RNA of Moneuplotes crassus, 1189 nucleotides long. Lineage: Eukaryota; Ciliophora; Spirotrichea; Euplotida; Euplotidae. The record is from the annotation of a GenBank genome assembly.